Myxocyprinus asiaticus (Chinese sucker) is the source of this 7737-nucleotide messenger RNA. RefSeq names its product T-cell surface antigen CD2. The record is from RefSeq and is a predicted model, not a curated record. The coding region runs from base 88 to 1128 and encodes 346 amino acids. The transcript is spliced from 5 exons. Lineage: Eukaryota; Metazoa; Chordata; Actinopteri; Cypriniformes; Catostomidae.
CUCUCUGAUCGCAAACAGGAAACUCAUUCUGUUUCGUUUAAUUGUCUGAGCAAAAGUUCUGGAACAGUUGCUGUUUUCAGACGAGCAAUGAACUGCAAAUAUAAGCUGAUAUUUUUGUUCCUCUGUGGCUUUACUGGGCUCACUGUCUCGGAGGAGGAAUGUAAAGAAAACCAAAUGGAGGGAACAUCAUGCACCUUGAAAAUAAAAUUAAGUGAGUCCAAGCCAGCAGAAGUAAGAUGGACCAGUGAUAAAUCUGAGAAUGUAGCUAAAAGGAAAAACAAUAAGGAAAAUGUAAAUGAUGGUUUCAAAUUGGAAAACGAUGGAUCUUUGACAUUUAUCAAAAUUAGACUGAAUGCAACUGGCUGGUAUGAUUUCAGUGCUUACAGUUCUGAUGGGAAACAGAUUGGUAAAGACAGGAAGAAAAUUCAAGUUUAUGUAAAAGUCCCCAAACCAAAUCUGAAGUUGACCUGUAAUACUGAUGGAAAUUUUACGCUCACCUGUAAUGCUGGAGAUGGGAAAGAUCUACAGUACACCUGGUUUGAAAAAACGAAUACCAUACGAAAUAUAAACACCAAAACUUCAACACUGAUCUUGCCUGUAGCGAAAUUACAAGUGAAUAAUCAGUAUGCUUGCUCUGUCAAUAAUCCUGUUAGUGAAAACAAAAGUGAGAGUAUAAAAGUCACAUGUGAAGGUGCAGGAUUUAAAAAAAAACUCUUUGGCUUUGAUUUCUGGAUAAUGGUGAGCAUUCUAGCAGGUGGUGGAGCUCUUCUACUGCUGCUAAUGUCUGUUCUGGUGAUCUGUGCGUGUCGUAGCUGUAAACAACGGGAGAAACAUCAGCGAGAUGAAGAGGAGCUCAAGCUGAGGAAUUUAAACACUUCGGCUCCGCCUGGACAAAACAGAUCCAAAAGCACGGCGAGGGGGCAACCGGCACCCCCCCUCCCGCUAGUGGAACCCAUUAUUUGCAGCCCGACCACACAAACCCCACCUCAACCCAAAGCCCACGUGCGUGCUCGUCCUCCACCACCUCCACAGGAUGAAGAUGAGGAAGAUCCUCCUCCAUUACCUCGACCCAGGAAAAACAAUCACCGGGACAGGAGGAGUCAAGCGCCGUACCAACCAAUGGAAUAAGAUGCCAGACCAGGAAUCCUAAGUGAACAAUGAUAUGGGACUCUCAAUGACUUGCAUUGAUUUUUAAAGCCAUAUUUUGAUGGUGAGAACAUCUUUAAAGGUGCACUAAUUAAUUUCAUGGGCUAUGUUUGAAAGAGCUUACUACGAUGCAAUACACUCAUAUCGAUCUUCCAUUUCCAAUGUGACGAAUGGGUCAGAAUUAAUAUCAACUGUAAUUUUUAAAGUUUUUAUCCAUUUUUUGACUCAUUCUUUGACUGACAAAAGUUGAAACCAUUUUUACCAAUUUUUAUUUCCAAGAUGAUAACUGGACACCACUCGGUGAACUAAACGCGCAACGUCAUGAGGUCAUGUGACAACAACUAUUUAGUGUACUAUUUUUUAAAUCUUUAUUUGUAGACCAAUUCCAACUUUUACUUUCUGUUUAAAAAAAAUUGUUGGCAGUGUAUAGUGUAUACAGCAAUAUAUUAAAGUAGUAAGCAAGUAUUUUAGUCCAAAUAUCGGCAUGUUUAUGUUUUGCUGGUUCUAUGGCUGUGUCUCGUUUCAAAGGCUGCGUGCUAGGUAGGACGCGUCCUUUGAAGGCUGCAGUAUACCGAGUGUCCUCCCUUAAACAAGCCUCGUUUAAACGAGAUGGCCUUCGUAGGACAAACGGAAACAGAACAUAACAUGGUUGCUAUGACAGCACGCCACUCUUUAACAAGCGCGAGCACUUUGAGUGAGAAGGAACAAAGUCCAUUUGGAAGGGAAUGUAUGAGGUACAUUUUAGGAGAGUUAUAAUGAUGUAAAGAGAAAAGAAAACAGAUUUUACAGGUGUAGUUUUUGUCUAAUACUUUAGUUUUAUCAUACACUCUGCGCCCAUCUACUGGGGUACUUCAACUUGGGAAUUAACAUUACUUGCGUUUGAACAUCAUAUUUACGGGCAAAUUGGCGUCAUUUUUUUAGACAUUUCCGCUGAAGCAAAGAAUUGUGGGUUGUGAGUGCCCAUGAAGGAUACACCUCAUGCAUCCUCCGAAUUCCCGUGAAAGAAGGUCGCAUUCGAAGGCUGCAUUCGAAGUGUCCUACUCGCUUUUCUGAAACGAGACAGCCUCGAUGACGUAUGCGGCCGACAUAUGUGACCUCCGGAGGGCGCAGCCUUCCAGACGAGACACAGCCGAUAUCUUUGUUAAUUAACUUGAUCAAUUUAGCUAGACACAGCUUUUGAAGUAAAAAAACAAACAAACUAGUAACUUAGUGCACCUUUAAGAGGUAGCGUUUUGUUAAUCUAUGAGCAGGUUGUUGUGCGUUGAAAGAUUUACUCCUGAAAAUGAGGAUGUGCAAAGAAAGCAGUUUUGUGGUUAAUACAUAACUGUGAAUUUUUUUACAGUAUGUAUUUGAUGAUGUGUUCACCUAGCAGUGCAUUUGGUUCAAAAUAUUUUUGUAUAUUUUAAUAUUAUGCAAUAUUUAAAUUAUUUCAGUUAGUCCUAUUGCUUAUAUACCUAAUAUGCUUUUUGCUUUCCAAAACAGUCUUGUGAAUGCCUAGCCUUUAGUCUUAUUGUUUCGCGCACAGUCGAACGCUUUAGCCUUUAAAGUAUACUCUUUUGACUGCAAACUGAAGUAUUUGACGUAUGCGCACUCUAAAUGCUUUGUGAUCUUUCUUUAGUACAGUCAACAUCAGGCGCUUGUGCAUACGACGUGCAAAGAUGUGGAAAAACUUAUCUAGAAAAACUGUAUUGCGUGCAGACAGUCCGCGUGUAAUGUGCUGAUAAUGGAAUUUGCGUCACGCACACUGUGCGGAAAAAUGAAAUAUACGUUUACCUUAAGCUUGUGUGCAUGCUGUCAUUAAAGCAUAGGGUGACAUACAAAAAAUGAAUAAAUUCGGGGCCUGGGUAGCUCAGCGAGUAUUAACGCUAACUAUCACCCCUGGAGUUGGGAAUUCAAAUCCAGGGCGUGCCUAGUGACUCCAGCCAGGUCUCCUAAGCAACCAAAUCGGCCCGGUUGCUAGGGAGGGUAGAGUCACAUGGGGUAACCUCCUCGUGGUCACAAUUAGUGGUUCUCACUCUCAAUGGGGCAUGUGGUAAAUUGUGGGUGGAUCGUGGAGAGUAGCAUGAGCCUCCACAUGCUGUGAGUCUCCACGGUGUCAUGCACAACGAGCCACGUGAUAAGAUGAGCAGAUUGACGGUCUCCAGCAUUACAGGUGAGCGUAACAUUUACAUCAGUAUUACAGGUCGACUUCAGAUUUGGUUUGGGGACGUUUACUGAAAAACAAAUGUGAAGAUAGCUUUUCAUUCUUCUCAGUUCUUGCAUUUAAGCAACAGUUCAGCCAAAAAUUAAAAUUCUGUCAGAUUCGUCCUCCGCCACCCGGACUGAGGUGAGUAACCAUGCCACCACGAGGAUCUACUAAGUAGUGGGAAUUGGGCAUUCCAAAUUGGGAGAAAAGGGGAUUAAAAAAAAAAAAAAAAGAACAAAUUCCCACGAGCAUGUUUACAUGCACGUCGAUUAUACUUAAUAAGCAGACACAGUGUGUUGGUCAUGUAAACGCAUUAAACGUCGUUCCUUAAUCGGAGUAAGUUCAUAAACAUCAUGAGAAUAAACCAAUCGACAUGUGCAGAUUUCAUGUUGCAUAUUAACGCCUUAACCUGUGUUCUUACUGGCUUAUACAGUGUGCGCACUUGUUUUGCGCACGCCUCUUCGUGGUUUGACGUCAAAAGCAGAGAAUAACACGAUUAUUGCAAAUUUCAUGUAAACGGCGAUUUCUUACUUUGAUCUUUUAAAUAAGCUGAGUUUAGAGAGUAAACAUCGUAUUGGUGUGCAUGUAAACGCACUCAUUCGUGUUAAUUUUUCAAUUCAACUUUUGACUCAAUUGUUAUGAUGAUAAUACAAUUUGUAAUUAAAUAAGAAAAGAAUGCAUAAUAGAAAAUAAUGGUUUUAAACUUUUGGACCCCACUUUAUGUUUGAGGUACAGAUGUAGCAAUAAUACUGUCAUGAAUUGACAAUUCUGGUGAAUCAUGGUUUUCCGAAGUCAUUGACAGUUUGAGCAGAACAAUGCACAGCAUGCUUUUGUGACAUGUUUGCUUCUUUUCAGUUCUUCAUCUGUGGUGACGUUUUAACACCAAAAUCGCAUAUCUAGUCAGUAUGUGUGAAGGCUACAGGGAUGUGGUUAACUGCAUCUCAUUUAGCCUACAGUCUGCAUGAUAUGUCAGCUUUUUUUCUAUUGUUUGCUCUCUUCCUGUGUGUGGGAGAUGGUGCAGCCUCCAGAGUGCACAAGAUGUUUCUAACACUGAAGGUGAUAAUUCACGCAAAAAAGAAAAAUUUGUCAUCUUUUACCCACCCUCAAGUUGUUCCAAAGUUGAUGUUAUGCAGAAUGUUAGGGACUAUUUGCCGCAAAAUUGUGGUUAAAGUUAACCAUAACUGUGCCAUAGUGUUAACUUUGAUGGCCAACCAUGUUUACCCUGCGAGAUACUUUUUUAUUUUACUGAGCAUUUGUUUCCUUACUUAAAGCACGUAUAAAUUAUAAUGAAAUUUAUAUACAAUAGACAGUACAUGCUGUAAAAUUGAAUUUAUGUGUUCAAAUAACGUUUGGAGCUUUAAUAUCAUUGUGUGGAAAAAAUAUUUUCUGUAUUUAUGAUUGUUGCUUGUCUGAUUGAUUAAUAACUUCCCAGUGAGAUCUUGGGUAAAUCCGAGUUCAGAAUGUGUGACAAAAACUGUCACUUAUAAUUAUAAAAUUUCUGGACCAAAUAUCACGAUUGACAUUUUUUUAUGGAAAAGCGAUUCAAAAACGUUUUAAUGAAAAACGAAAGUUCCUUUCUUUCGUCCGAGUGACAUAAUGACGCAACCUCUGAUUGGAAUGCGCAUACUUUCCAAUACGCCAGUGUUUUGCAUAACCGUCAAAUAGAAUUUGAAUCGGACGAUACCUAAAAUUUCAGAGAUAGAACUUCGUCGGAGGCUGUGAUUCAUCGCAAAGACAAUUCAUGAGCAGUAACUGACCAAGUCUCGCUCAAUCUUAUGAGAAUUCAUACAAAUAUGUACGAGUUGGCAAAAUCGUAUGAAAUCAUACGAGUUCAUUCAUACGAAUUUUAGACGUGCAAAUACCCGUAUGUUUAAUGCGGAAGUAAGUGAAAGUUCCGAGUGUCAGAUGUUGUAGACGAGUAGAGUCUUUAAGGAUAAUUUGAAGAGUAAAGAGUAUGUUAUGUAUGACAGAAGAAAGUAAUUGUUUUAGACGGAGACGAGGGAGAGUCACCUGAUUGGCUGUUGCAAAAGUUGUACGAAUUCAAACGACCCAACUUGCCCUGGCUUUUCCCAAACUUCUUUAUGUCACAGCCAUUAACCAUGUUUUGCAGCUUGCUAGUCAGAGGUAGGUGGUAUCAGGGGGAGGAACAUUCUUACAAAUAUCUGUGAGCCAUUAGCUAAAGGUUAGCUAAGCGUACACUAGCAUAAAGAUGGCUUCAAAGCUAAUAGACAUGGACUAAAAGCCACAAUGGUCUAGUAGAAGUGUCUUUAUUGAUCCCUGUGGGGAAAUUGAGGAAUAGACAGAGGUCUUCCUCGGCUGGUUUCAACUCAGCUUUUAUAUUCAAGAAGGAAAAAACUCAUUCAACUAAUUUCAAUCACAUCAUCAGGCCAGUUUCUUUUUAUUCUCAAUAGUUACGGAGUGAAAGUGUUAUUUUAAAUGCUUGUGGAUGGUUAAUAUCCAGUUAAUUUUGUUUCGAUUAAACCAAAUUUUCUAAAUUACACCACUUUCUGUUGCUCGAAAAAAAUAAAGCUUCUUUCUUUUUAGUGGAACACAAGCAUGUGCUUUGAUGCUCCGUCACACAUUUCUUUGCCUAUAGAAAGAAAGUUUUGGAUUUAGCCUUCCAUGCAGAAGACCUUUUAAAGACUAGUUAUAAUUACUACGUGAACAUGCACGGUUGAUCCAGAUACAAAGAAAAAUAUUAGAGAUAAAAAGUACAUUUCUCAGUUGUUUCAAAGUCUUCACUAAAUAUAUAAUUAUAUUUAUUUAUCACACAUUUGCACAUAUACAGUGAAAUUCUUUUUUUUCACAUAUCCCAGCUAAGCUGGGGUCAGAGUGCAGGGUCAGCCAUGAUAUGGCACCCCUGGAGCAGAUAGGGUCAAGGGCCUUGCUUAAGGGCAACUUGGCAGUGCUGGGGCUUGAACCCCCAACCUUCUGAUCAGUAACCAAGAGCCUUAACCACUGAGCCACCACUGCCCCAUAUAAUGCAUUGAUACAGAUUUUAAUACUACACUUGCUAUGAUUUCUAUGCUAAUAAUUUUGCAAUUGCACCAAAGUUAAAAUUCAUGUACUAGAUGAUGCAACUAGGCGAAGAUGGGGUUUAAUGAAAAUAAAACAACAGACAAACAAGACAAAAUAAGCAGAUAAAUGCCCCAUGUGAAGCAGAGCAGUGCCCCCACCUCUAAUCUUUAUUUUUAUCUGGUCUUUAAUAAUCAGGUCAACAUCAACCAUUCAUGUUACAAGACAAAAAAUAUUUGGAACGCUUUGAGAAGAACAAUGAAUGCAUGAACAUUUUAGGUAUAGCCUAAUAUAAAUCUAAUCUGUCUUGCCUCUCAAGAUUCAUUAGGCCAGAAAAUGUGCACAUUGUGACACUUUGAAAUAUCAUAAAGAUCUUUUUCCACAGUGAUGAUGAAUUCAGAACUGCACACUUGAUUCUUGUCAGAAGAUUGUCAUCAUGGAAAAAAAUCUCAUUUGCUCAGUACGUCUGUAUAGGCCUAUAGUGUAGACUCUAAUGAUACCACAAACCACAUGAUCUGUGACUACUAUUUUUCAGUUCAUGUGAAUAAAUGAAUUCUAUAUAUUUAGAAGAAAUGAAAGAUUUUUGGUGUGUUUAACAUGCUGCAUGCACCCGAAGUCUGAAAUACAGUCCCGUACCUCAUACUAUUAGACACGACUUUUCUAUUCUAUACAUGGGUGUUUCCUGUUUUCAGUUGUCCACCAAGGAAGUGGCUGAAAUUGCAGAAUAGCAGUUUCCUAAAGACAUAAAAAAGCACAAUUGAUAUGAAAAGCAGUCAAAAAGACUCAACUACGCACAAGGUUAAGUAAUCAAGGUUACAUACUUACUGUAGGUGGCUCAUUCUAUACUUUAGGGUACAUUCAGUGUCCUCUGAUGAUAAUUGUAUAUUUAGUAACCAUUUUCUUCAGAAAUAUCCCAUUUUAUCCAUUAAGGGAAAGCAUGUUAUAAUAUCACACAAAUAUUUUGUGCACCCCGUGUUUCAUUUUGCUUGAAAUUGCCGUGAUGUUUCUUAAUUGACAGUUUUUGUAUUGUUGGGUUGGCCAGGCAAGGCCUACUAUAUGAGUCAAAAUGAGGUUGGGUCGUCAACUAUGUACCGUCAAAUAUGUUACCUCUAGGGACAAUUCUUGGGUAACAUGGUUGACGUGACCCUAAUGUGUCCACUGAUGUCCACUGAUGAUAAUGAAUUAUUUUCCAUUGAUCAGUUUUUUGUCAUAAUUUAAACCUGUAUGUAUCAGAGGACACUGAGGGUGCGUGUGACCUCAUGCAUGUGUGUUAAUCAUGAUGAUUACGGAUUAAGGGACAUUUCAUUGAUUUUACAAAAUUAACUAGAUAUUGUUCUUUUGCAAGUUAAAACAGAGAUCUUCUUAUGUAAAUGGUGUCAUUGUAUUUUGUG